AUGAGUAAAAACCGAUCUGAUCGUCAUCCAUCACGACAAAUGACAAAUACCACUACCAACCGAUCAUCGUUGUCCCCUUUAUCAAGAGUUCAUCAACGACCCGUUUCAUCUCAUCGUUCCAGUACGCGAUCAAUGGCAAGUUCCAAUACAUCUCAUUCUCGCGUGCCUCGAUCCAUCCAAAUAGAACCUGGUCUUCAAGCUCUUCUUACUGCUGAAGGACAAGCAGCUGAAAUGAUCGCAAAUGCUCGUGCUAAGCGAAAAGAACUACUCCGUCGAGCACAACAUGAGAGUCAAGUUGAGCUUGAAGCACUUCGACAAGAACGUGCUUUUCAAUACACAAUCAAACUACGUGAAGCAACACAACUUGAACAAUUUCAAAGCAAACUCGACGCUGAUCGACAAACUGUACUCGCACAAAUGAAAGAAACGAUGAGAAAAGAACGAAAAUCUCUGAUUCAUUACAUCGUUCAUCGUGUGAUUGAUGACAUUCCUAUUCAAUCCCAUCCGAAUGCGAAACGUGUGACAUUGAACAGCGGAAAAUAG
This is a messenger RNA of Adineta ricciae, 543 nucleotides long. NCBI's taxonomy places the organism in Eukaryota, Metazoa, Rotifera, Eurotatoria, Adinetida, Adinetidae. The record is from the annotation of a GenBank genome assembly.